GGCUAGCGGCAUUGCUGGUGCGGAUCUUUCCAGCGCGCCGUACGAUGCGGACACGGCGUACGCGCCGAGUUUACCCAGCGACACGAUGGAAGUCUUAUCCAUGGCCCAAGACGCUCCAAAAUGGAUGCACGAGAUUGGGGGGAGUUUAGACACCUGCCACCCGCUAUCAAAUGCAAAAAUGUCUCCAACUGGGUCUGGAAAAGUCGAACUUGUAAUGCGUGUCUUGCGUUCGCGGAAAUAAAUCUGUGUUGCAUGAGCAGCAAAUAAAGAGAAGCUUUCUUUGUCAUGCAAAAACGCAAUUUGUAAUGCGUGGUAGGCAUGAUCAGCAGGCGUCUCAAAUAAAACUUGUCAUGCUUGGCUGCCAUUGGAAGCGCUUCACUCAUCCACAUUUUGGCAUCACAAGUUUCCAGACCCAGACAUUUUGCACUUGAUACCCGCUGCAUGUCCAGGCCGAUCCAAGGCAGGCGCUGAACGUGAUUCUCGCGCCGAGCGGGUUUUGGCUUCCGGGGCACCCCGACUACAUUGAGGGCGUGCAGGACGAUACGGACCUGUGGAAAGAUACCGUGGUGAAGAUCUACGACUUUGCGAUCAAGCACCGACCGUACGACCCGCGGGAGAACAUUUUUCUGAAUUUACUUCUACGUGAAAGCCGCCCACCCGGAGGACCAAAACGUCUUCUGCAGCUUCUCGCCCGAUUAUGGGAGUGCACAACUCCCCCUCGUCCCCCUCAUUUGAAGGGCAUAAGCAGCAACACAAGUGCUGGCAUAAUCAUAAAUGCAGCUUUUGCAUGACAAAUUAACUCGCGAGCGACUGUAAUGCUGUUUCGGCUUCCGAAACCUGUCAUGCAAGAAGUGCCAAAGAGGAACGGCUGGAUUUGGUAUCUUGCAUGACAAAUCAGGGGGAGGGGGAGUUGUGCACUGUCAUACCGACGAGCCGCCGUGGAACGAGCUGCCCGGGUGCUACGAGUACAACGAGCAAACUAUGCAUUGCAAAUAUGUCUGGGUCUGGAAGGAUGCAACUUGUGAUGCGCAUAUCAAAACACGCAAAAAUCUCUCAUGCAUAGGCAGCAAAACUUGCCCACUUUCUGUUACCAAGAAAAUGCGGCAUUUGUCAUGCGGAUUCGGCAUUGCGGAAGCGGAAGCUUGAGCUUCUCGAAACCUGUGAUGCUAGAGCUUCCAUCCUAGACCUUCUGUGUCAUGCAAAAGUAGCAUGACUUUUCCAGACCCAGACAUAUUUGCAUUUGAUACAAACGAAGAAGUGGCAAUACGCGGGCAAGUGGUGCCGGCCGACCGCUCCGCCCGACGCGAACGGGCAGUACCCUCCGGGCAAGGAUAA
Molecule: messenger RNA, 1335 nt
Organism: Amoebophrya sp. A120
Lineage: Eukaryota; Dinophyceae; Syndiniales; Amoebophryaceae
Source: the annotation of a GenBank genome assembly